Molecule: messenger RNA, 2710 nt
Organism: Ziziphus jujuba (common jujube)
Lineage: Eukaryota; Viridiplantae; Streptophyta; Magnoliopsida; Rosales; Rhamnaceae
Product: serine/threonine protein phosphatase 2A 59 kDa regulatory subunit B' gamma isoform
Exons: 2
Coding region: 736-2373 (545 amino acids)
Biological process (GO): signal transduction
Cellular component (GO): protein phosphatase type 2A complex
Molecular function (GO): protein phosphatase regulator activity
Source: RefSeq, a predicted model, not a curated record
CAGAGGGGGACAUAUCGGUAAUUAAAAUUUCAUGUAUUGCCCUUUUCAUGAAAAUUUAUUCAAACUUUUCAAAGCUUCAAAAAUCAAUAAAUAAAAUAAUAAUAUGAUUUCAAGGAAAGCUCAGAAAGGCUAGAGAUUACAGAGUUGCUUAAGUUAGUUUCUGGGAAACACAGAGAGAGAGAGAGAGAGAGACUCUGCUUUGCUGUGUUCGGAAAAAAGGCAUUUCCUUUUUUCGGUUUUUUCUUGUAGAGAUUUUUACUUUCUUUUUUUUUAAAAAAAAAAAAAAAUAUUAAUUAGAAAAUUCUCUAUCUUGGCAUAGGGUUUGGGUUAUCGGAGACCAAUUUUUUUAAAGUUCAGAUUUCUAGGGUUUAUCGUUUACUCGCUACUUUCCCUCGUUUUCUCGAAGACUUUGUGUCUCUUGCGGUCAAUGUAAGUUGUUUUCUCUUUUUUUUCAAGUGGCUUUUUUGAAUUUCUUUCAAACCCCUGUUUUUCUUUUUGUUUUGGUCAAUUUUCAAAUUCUUGUGUUUGAAAUUUUGAGGUAUUAUUACAUGCACAGAAUUAUGUAGAACAUGUGCUUCUAUAUUAGGGGUUUUUUUUUUUAAUGCAAUUUCCACUGUCCAUGGCUUUUUUUGUUUCCAUGAAAAUGUGAGAAUGUCAACCUUUGAACCAUUGUCAAAGGUUCUUGUUUAGGGAAAGACUGGGCGUUACGAUUUAGGGUUUAGGGUUUUUGUAGAUAUGAUCAAACAAAUACUGGGUAAGAUUCCUCGGAAACCGUCAAAAUCAUCGCAUGGUGAUUCGUAUAGUGAUGGAGGGGCAACUGUACAUUCGUCUGCAAAAUCCUCUUAUGGAACCAAUUCAAUUAACAGCUCAAAACCCACGCCAGCUUCUUCAAAAUCUUCAACCACACGCUCAAGUAAUGGGACUCUUGCACCGCACUCAUCAACUGUGAAUAAAUCGAAUCAAGCCAAGAAAUCUGCUCCAGUGGCAACAACCCAAGUGGGGCCUCCUUUGUUGGCUCCAACGGUAUAUGAAGCUUUGCCGAGUUUCCAUGAUGUCCCAAGUGCAGAGAAGCAGAAUCUGUUCCUUAAGAAAUUGAAUAUGUGCUGUGUUGUCUUUGAUUUCAGUGACCCCUUGAAGAAUCUUAAAGAGAAGGAUAUUAAGCGGCAAACUUUGUUUGAGCUUGUUGAUUAUAUCUUGUCUGUAAAUUCCAAGUUCAAUGAGGUGACGAUGCAAGAGAUUACAAAGAUGGUCGCAGCCAAUCUGUUUCGAACAUUCCCAUCUCCCUGUCAUGAGAAUAAGGUCCUUGAAAUGUAUGACCUUGAAGAGGAGGAGCCAACUAUGGAACCUGCUUGGCCUCAUCUUCAGAUCGUGUAUGAAUUCCUGUUGAGAUUUGUUGCUUCACCAGAGAUAGAUGCCAAGCUAGCAAAAAGAUAUGUUGACCAUUCCUUUGUGUUGAGAUUGCUCGACUUGUUCGACUCUGAGGACCAAAGGGAGAGGGAUUACUUAAAGACAAUCCUCCACCGCAUCUAUGGCAAGUUCAUGGUGCAUCGUCCCUUCAUUAGGAAAGCCAUCAACAAUAUCUUCUAUCGCUUCAUUUUUGAGACUGAGAAGCACAAUGGGAUUGCAGAGUUGCUUGAGAUAUUGGGAAGCAUAAUUAAUGGGUUUGCUGUACCUUUGAAGGAAGAGCACAAGCUGUUCCUUGUCCGUGCAUUGAUACCCCUUCACAAACCAAAAUGCGUUUCUUUGUACCAUCAGCAGCUUUCAUAUUGCAUUACUCAGUUUGUGGAGAAAGAUGUCAAGCUGGCUGAUACUGUAAUUCGAGGUCUUUUAAAGUAUUGGCCUGUAACUAAUAGUUCAAAGGAGGUUAUGUUCCUUUCUGAGUUGGAAGAAGUUCUGGAAGCCACCCAGGCGGCAGAAUUUCAGCGGUGCAUGGUACCUUUAUUUCGUCAAAUCGCCCGCUGCCUCAACAGCUCACAUUUUCAGGUAUCAGAACGUGCAUUGUUUUUGUGGAACAAUGACCAUAUAAGAAAUUUAAUAACACAGAACCGUCAAGUGAUUCUUCCUGUAGUUUUCCCAGCAUUGGAGAGAAACAUACAGGGUCAUUGGAAUCAAGCUGUUCAGAGUUUGACGUUGAAUGUGAGAAAGAUUUUCUCUGAUGCUGAUCAAGCACUUUUUGAUGAAUGUUUGGUCAGAUUUCAAGAAGAUGAAAUCAAGGAGAAGGAAAGACAGGAAAAGCUGAAAUUGGCUUGGAAGCGCUUGGAAGACGUGGCUGCCUCUAAUGCUGUAAGCAAUGAGGCUGUUCUUGUUUCAAAGUAUGCCUCUUCUGUUGCCAUUGCUACCAGCACAAAGUUGCGUGCUACUCCUGGCAGUUGAGAUCCAUUACAAAUCUGGAAUUUUGCCCUGUUGAGCUGUAAUUUAAGGUAAGCGGGUGCAACCCUGAUGUUGCUUUGUAGGGGAACAAGUGCACCGGCUUCCCCUGGGAAACAUGAAGAUUUGUGGAUAUUGCAGCUGUUGUUUUUGGGUUAUUUGCUAAUUCCCUUUAUCCUCUUCAACCAUGGAGGUUUGUAUUAUAAUGGAUUCAUUUAUAGAGAUAGCGGUGGUUUAGAUUCCAAUAUGAUAAUAUUUAUUGUAAAAUCAUGGAAAAGGUAUACUUUCUAGCAUCCUCAAUGGUUUUAUUUUAAAGCAAGCAAUCAAUAGUCUCUUUCCAAAA